This is a messenger RNA of Chondrus crispus (carragheen), 3702 nucleotides long. RefSeq names its product ATP dependant DNA Helicase Pif1. The record is from RefSeq and is a predicted model, not a curated record. The transcript is spliced from 8 exons. NCBI's taxonomy places the organism in Eukaryota, Rhodophyta, Florideophyceae, Gigartinales, Gigartinaceae. Gene Ontology annotation, molecular function: DNA helicase activity. Gene Ontology annotation, biological process: DNA repair; telomere maintenance. Bases 1 to 3702 code for a protein of 1233 amino acids.
AUGGCAUCCGUGGUCGCCAAGUGGGUGAACAGAGGGCCCGGCACUUCCAAUUUUAACCCCACAAUGACGAUGCAGGGCGAUAUGUACCAUUACAUGGGUCCCAUGAUGCCAUCCGAAGGGCGGGCGCCUUCCUACGCUUCCGUUUACAUUCACGACAGUGACUACGCCACCCACACGCGUACAACGCUUGGAAACUCUAGACGACUGGAAGAGGCAUUGAUGACGCAACUAACGCACAUGCUGCACGAAUGCAACCCCUACGUGCAGACAUUUCUGUGUAUGCGAGAAUGGGCUCAAUCUCCUCACAACAACACUCCAGCCGCGUACCAGAUGGUCAUCCAUGCCGACCGCAGGCCAAGCCAUGAGCACGUGCGCCGGUACAAUAGUCCCGAAGCUUCUGAAGUGGCUGCAUUGAUCCCUGGAAAUGAAUACGGAGAGAUUGGGCGAAGAGAUAUCGUCGUUCGCAGGCGAGGGACUCUGAACAGUAACGGGAACGAAGUGUUGGAUCCGAUUUCAGUCAGUCAUCGUGCAUACGAUCCAUUGAGUUACGUGCUUUUGUUCCCGAACGGUAGAGAUGGAUGGUAUCCAGAGCUUCGAUUCUCCAGUGAGGACGACGGCAGACGUACCAAGAUAACUCCGAUGAUGUUCUACGGAUGGAAUUUGUUCGGAAGGGCAGGCGAGUUCAGCACGAUCUUACACGCAGCGCGAAUCUUUCAGCAAUAUUUAGUUGACCGGUUCUGCAAAGUGGAGGCAGAAAGGCUUUCGUAUCUCCGCCACAACCAGACACAGCUUCGAGCGGCGGACUACACCUCAGUUCGCGACAGCCUAGGAGACUCCGGUCGUGCUGAAGAUGAAGCCGACGCUGUACGUGCAGGACGACUGUUCAUUCUCCCUUCUACGCACAUCGGAUGUGACCGCUACAUGAGGCAGCAGAUGCACGACAUCAUUGCUAUAUCUAACCAAAUUGGCCACGCGGACAUAUUCCUCACCAUGACAUGUAAUCCUAGCUGGUCGGAGAUCACAAGAGCCCUGCUGCCCAAUCAAACUCCUCAGGACAGACCGGAUCUGUGCGCACGUGUGUUUCUCAUCGAAUUUCAGAAACGAGGUCUGCCCCACGCUCACGUGCUAUUCUUCCUAGAUGAGGUCUCCAAGAAUGAUCUGCGUAAUCCCGAAAACGUCGACCGCAUUAUCUCUGCCGAGAUCCCGUCUCCACAAGAUCCAGAACUCCAAGAGGUCGUGCUUAAGCAUAUGAUUCACAAUCCAUGUGGAGAACGCAAUCCAACAGCCGUGUGCAUGGGCGGGCAGUACUGCAGGAAAAGGUUCCAAAACCGUUCAAACACGAAACCGGCCAGUCCGAAAGUGAGUGGCGUCUCCAUCGAGCGUCCCUCCCGUAUUGGCCGACGACAGCAAUCCGUCGUGGUCGACAACUCCUGGGUCGUUCCCCACAGUCCUCUGCUUCUGAGAUCGUUCGCUUGCCAUUUGAAUGUGGAACUCUGCGUGUCAAGCGUUGGCGGAAUCAAGUACCUCUUCAAGUAUGUGUUAUUCUCCUUUGAUAUUGUGGAUCGCAAUCCUCCAGUGGUCAGACGUUCAGUGCGUCUGCCCACCCACCAUACGGUUUACUUUGAGAAAGGAAGAGAGCAGGAGGCGGCGCUUCGACCGGCAUCAGGUACGAAGCUGACCGAGUGGUUUAAAGCCAACGAAAAGUACCCAAGCGCGAGGCAUAUUCGGUACCACAAGUUUCCAAAGUACUUUAUGUGGAAGAAAAAGGAAGCCUACGAUUUCAGUGGCACAGGCGCCAACGUAGUCGGUCGAAUCUAUACUGUCAGUCCGAGGGAGGGUGAGCGCUACUUUCUUCGCCUCCUCCUCACACAAGUGCCGGGGGCAACAUCCUUCGAGAACUUGCGAAACAUCGACGGCGAGCAGUGCACCAGCUUCCGACAAGCUUGCUUACGACUUGGUUCGCUGGCCGACGAUGCCGACUGGAAGCACGCCAUCCGAGAUUCAUUCCGGUCAAGCUUCGUUCCCCUUUCUCAUCUGUUCGCUACGAUUCUGGCACAUUUCCAACCUUCGGAUCCUCUCUCGCUGUGGAACGACCACCUGCACAUGUUUCUCACCGAUAUUCGCAAUCGCGCACGUGGACAACCCAUUCGAAAACAUCAGCUUCGCGAUGAUCACCACGCCACAUCUUACGUGCUUGGAGAGAUACAGGAGGCCCUGCAGACGGUGCAGCCUGCCCGCUUCGAAACAGCCAAACGAGAUCCAGACACCCGAAGCACAAGCGCAGCACGCCAUGCCUUUGACGAAAUAGUAGGCUCCAUGCUUCCAGGCGUAUCCGUCUCGGCAUUUCUUCAAGGAUCCUCAAGCGCCGUUGCGGGACCUUCUAUGCGAACACAAAAUAGUCGUCUCUUCUUCCUCGAUGCUCCUGGCGGAACAGGCAAAACAUUCGUGCUCAGCGCCAUUCAAGACUUCCUUCGUUCGCGCCGCAAGCAAGUCAUCGCCGUCGCUACAUCUGCUGUUGCUGCAGUGUUGCUCGACGGUGGACGCACCGCUCAUUCCGUGUUCAAGAUUCCCAUUCCUGUAUCUGCCGAAAGCACUUGCAACUUCUCCACAAACUCCGAUACCAGUCGUACAUUGCAACAAGUCGAUCUUAUCAUAUGGGACGAGAUCGUCAUGUGCCGUCGAAACUGCAUUGAGACUGUCGAUCGCUCCCUUCGCGACUUGAUGCAAACCGACCGGCCCUUCGGAGGAAAGUUCCUCGUGCUCGCUGGAGACUUUAGACAAAUCCUUCCCGUCGUUCCAGGCGGGUCCAAAGGUCAAAUCGUGAGCGCGUGCGCAAAUCUUCCGCGCUGUAUCGAGAGUGCCGAUUCCUGUGCCUUACCGAGAACAUGCGCCUCCCUGCUCUCCAGGCGGACCCUGCAGCAGAUGCGGAGGCUCUCAACACUUCAAUGCGAACAGCGCCCGGAAUGGAUUUCACUACCACAGUCCGUAGCGUUCGAGCACAACAUCCGCAAUUUAUGCCUCAAGGUCUUCCACGGCAUUCGAGACAAUCACGCCGACCCUACAUGGCUCACCAAGCGCGGUAUACUCACUACAACGAACAGACCGCUCGAACAGGUCAACAAAGUCAUCGGCAACAUGAUGCCGGGACCGUAUCGAACAUAUUUAAGCGCAGAAAAGGUCGAGAGCGAAGACACCAACGCGCUGAUCUAUCCCACGGAAAUUCUCAACACCUUGACGGCCGGGUCUGCUCUACCAGACCACAAGCUCAAGCUCAAGAAAGGUUUCAUCAUCAUGCUUCUGCGCAAUCUCGAUCUCACUUCCGGUCACGUCAACGGCGCACGAUAUGUCAUCGAGAAAAUGACCAACAACCUACACUUUCUACGCGUUACCUCAGGGUCACAUGAAGGCAACAGACUCUGCCUUCCACGAAUGCCCUGCGGACCAGGCGACGACAACUUUCCCAUCCCUGGAUUUACUCGAACGCAGUUCCCCAUUCGCACGUGCUUCGCCCUUACAACGAACAAAGCUCAAGGACAGUCCUUCGGUGGCCGCAUUGGUCUGGACCUACGAGAUCAUUGCUUCUCGCACGGUCAACUCUACGUCGCAUUAUCGAGGACUACUCACUCCAGCAACGUCACUAUCCUCACUCGAGAGUCUGGUGCGACAACGCGAAACGUAGUGUACCCCGAGGUCCUUCAGUAG